Baudoinia panamericana UAMH 10762 is the source of this 453-nucleotide messenger RNA. RefSeq lists its product as uncharacterized. The annotation marks the transcript as partial. Gene Ontology annotation, cellular component: P-body. Gene Ontology annotation, biological process: deadenylation-dependent decapping of nuclear-transcribed mRNA; positive regulation of catalytic activity; deadenylation-independent decapping of nuclear-transcribed mRNA. The record is from RefSeq and is a predicted model, not a curated record. Gene Ontology annotation, molecular function: enzyme activator activity; mRNA binding. The transcript has a single exon. NCBI's taxonomy places the organism in Eukaryota, Fungi, Ascomycota, Dothideomycetes, Mycosphaerellales, Teratosphaeriaceae.
AUGCCAUCCAAGCGAAAGUCAAGCCGCCACGCGAAAUUAGAGCCUCAACCCAUCACAGACUAUGACACCGAUACCGUAAACCCAUCGGAUGCGGCACCUUCUCUGGAAGCCCCACCGGUGCGGACGAAUACAGAGCUCAACUUGACAGUCUUACGCCGCUAUAGUCCGGACCUUGAGCAUAUCUUGUCUAUUGCUCCAUUUGCCGUUCUGUACACCUUCUCCACGGAAUCUUCACAAUGGGAGAAAUGUGGCAUCGAGGGUACGCUGUUCGUAUGCCAGCUGGCCGGAACGGCGCGAUACAGUGCAAUCAUACUUAACCGCAAAAGCCUCGACAACUUUAUCACAGACUUGGUGAGCGCAGAUGAUGUGGAGAUCACAGCGGAGUAUGUCAUACUACAGGCUUUGAACUCAGAGGGUACACCACAGAUAUAUGGCAUUUGGAUCUUCGAAGAU